Molecule: messenger RNA, 1749 nt
Organism: Postia placenta MAD-698-R-SB12
Lineage: Eukaryota; Fungi; Basidiomycota; Agaricomycetes; Polyporales; Adustoporiaceae
Exons: 15
Coding region: 1-1749 (582 amino acids)
Molecular function (GO): flavin adenine dinucleotide binding; oxidoreductase activity, acting on CH-OH group of donors
Source: RefSeq, a predicted model, not a curated record
AUGGCUAAACGAAAAGGAGUCCGGAUAUAUAGGGGAACCUCAGGCUGUGUGAUUGCCAGCCGCAUUGCCGACGCCGAUCCUACCAUGAAAAUCCUUGUGGUUGAGGCUGGUCCGCCUGUUCGCGAUGAUAUGGCUCACAUAGUUCCCGCGCGGUACCUCUCACACUUAUUGCCCACGAGCAAUACCCUCAAGAUACACGUCGGCAAGAAGAGUGAAGUACUCGGACGCGCUCCCGUCGUUUCCCAUGCGCAGUGCUUGGGCGGAGCAUCAAGCAUCAACUUCAUGAUGUACACCCGCGCCUCGGCCUCCGACUACGACACUUGGUCACGUGUAUACAAGAACCCUGGCUGGGCAUCUGCCGACUUGCUGCCACUGCUUAAGAAGUAUGAGACUUAUCAAUGUCAAGAGGGCUUGGAGACGCACGGUUACAAUGGGCCUCUGAAUGUCUCGUACGGCGGAAUCCAGACCGAGAUUGGCAUGCAAUUUCUGGAAGUCGCAUCGGGACUGCUGAAGCGUCCUGUCGUGGACGACUUCAACGACCUGAGGCAGGCAAAUGCGGUCUCACGAUAUCACGCUGAUACGCGAUACAGAGAUGGCCGAAGCAGACGCCAAGAUGUACCUCACAACUAUCUAUACGACAAGGAUAGAACAACCGGCCUCGAUAUAUUAACGGGCUUUGUCGUCAAACGUGUUCUCGUGGAGUGCGAGACGCAAACACCUCGCAUAGCGAAGGCGAGGCGCCUAGUUGUCUUGUCGGCGGGCACCUUCGGCUCGCCUGUGAUCUUGGAGCGAUCGGGUAUAGGUGGCGCAGAACGGCUCGAAAAGCUCGGUGUCGAUAUGGUUGCUGAUCUUCCGGGAGUGGGCGAGAACUAUCAAGAUCACCCCGUGGUUUUCACGCAGUACUUCGCUGGAGACGAAGCAGAUACUCUGGACGGCCUCAUGCAGGGGAAACUUGAUGAGUUACAUAGAUGGACAGAACAAUGGGCCAAGGAUGGAACGGGUAUGCUUGCUUCAAACGGGAUUGAAGCUGGCAGCCAGUUGCGACUGACUCCCGAGGAGCUGAAGACUUUGGGUCCGGAAGUCCAGCAGCGAUGGGCUCAUGACUUCGCUGAUGUCUCUGACAAGUCGAUCAUGUGUAUCGCUUGUGCUGCUGCAUUCCUCGGAAAUCCUGUAGGGAUGUCCCCUCGGAAAUAUAUUACGAUUGGUUACACCGUAUGGUACUCACGUGCAGUGGGCUACCUGCAUGCGACUUCUGCAGACGAUGUCAAUUCUCCCCUUGAUUUUGAUCCGCAGACGAUUAGCGGGCCCGAAGACCUAGCGUUGCAAAGAUGGGCAUACAAGCAGUCCCGUGAUAUCGGGCGUCGCAUGCCUCUAUAUCGCGGAGAGCACAAGGGCGGGCAUCCCGCGUUUGCUCCCGACAGUCCAGCGGUCGUUCAAGUGGAGGGACAGCCCAUUAAGCUGAGCGAUCCCGUCCUGCAAUACAGCGCAGCAGACGACAUGGCUAUCGACGCCUUCCAUAAAGAGGUUGUUGCGACGAUGUGGCACUCGCUCGGAACAUGCGCCAUGAAGCCGCGAGAGCAAGGCGGGGUGGUUGACUCCGCCUUGAACGUGUACGGAGUGAAAGGCUUAAAAGUGGCUGAUAUGUCUAUUGCGCCUUCCAAUGUUGGUUCGAACACGUACUCCAGUGCGGUGCUUAUAGGAGAAAAGGCUGCCACUAUCAUUGCCAGCGAACUUGAAAUUAAGAUCUGA